GAUCUUUUUACUUAUACUAGGUCGUGUGCCCUCUCACACUUGAACUUGAGUUUCUUAGGAUACACACCGUCUUUGCAAGUACUUCAGACUACUACUCAACUCACCAUGUCCCCUUCAGCUACUUUUGACACACCGUCUGUUGGCCACUCAAGCCGUCUUAAGAUCCUCGUACCUGAAAAAGUAUCUCCAGAUGGACUGGCUUUACUCACCCCUCACUUUGAUGUUGACAAUCGUAAAGGGCUAACAGCCACUGAGCUUAUCAAUUUGAUCCCCAACUACCAUGGUCUGAUUAUUCGCUCCGAGACGCAAGUUACAGCUGAAGUCGUCCAAGCUGGACGGAAGCUGAGGGUUGUUGCUCGGGCUGGUGUUGGAGUUGACAACAUAGAUGUCCCUGCCGCAAGCGCCCAAGGCGUUAUUGUUGUGAACUCUCCUUCAGGCAACAUCCUUGCAGCGGCAGAACACACUAUUGCACUCCUCCUCUCAACAGCCCGUAAUGUGGGACAGGCAGACAGCAGUGUCAAGGCUGGCCGCUGGGAGCGAAGCAAACUCGUGGGAGUUGAAGUUGGCCGCAAGACUCUCGGCAUCAUCGGAUUGGGCAAGGUUGGAAUGAAUGUUGCUCGCAUGGCCAUAGGUCUCGGUAUGACAGUCAAGGCGGUCGACCCCUAUGCAAGCACCGACAUGGCUCGCCAAACUGGCGUUGAACUGGUUCCAGGGUUGGAGGACCUGCUUCCUGUGGUUGACUUUCUGACCAUCCAUACGCCCCUGCUUGCUACAACACUGGACUUAGUUGGCGAGGCAGAGUUUAAAAAGAUGAAGAAGACAGCUCGUGUGCUCAAUGUUGCACGCGGUGGUGUGUAUAACGAGGAGGCUUUGAUAAAAGCACUUGAUGAGGGAUGGAUCGCAGGAGCGGGUAUUGACGUCUGGUCUUCAGAGCCACUGGCUGCAGACUCAGCAGCAGCCCGGCUCAGUCAACACCACAAGGUUGUGGCGACACCUCAUCUGGGAGCUUCAACAAUUGAGGCACAGGAGAAUGUUUCCAUGGAUGUCUGCAAGCAGGUCCUUGAGAUUCUUCAAGGCGGACUUCCUACUAGCGCUGUCAAUGCCCCUAUUAUCAUGCCGGAAGAGUACCGUAAGCUGCAACCAUCUGUGCAGCUUGUCGAAAAGAUGGGCCGUCUCUAUACGCAGCACUUUGUGCGAAGUAAAGGAGGCAUGAUAGGGGGUCGUCGAUUCGAGCUCAUAUAUCACGGCGACCUGGCUGGCAUGACCAACACCAAGCCGCUGUUUGCUGCUCUUGUCAAAGGUCUUGUGUCCACGAUCAGCGACUCGCAUAUCAACAUGGUCAACGCAGCACUCAUUGCCAAAGAGAAAGGCAUUGUGAUUAGUGAGACUCGUUCUGGCGAUUCACCUUCGACUUAUGCCAACUUUGUGACACUACGUUCAUAUCAGGCUGGUAGCAGUGGCAGUGAGCAGGUAAUUGAAGGCUACGCGAGUGACGAACAAGUCUUCAUCUCCAAGCUGGACAGAUUCAAUGGUGUGUUUACACCAGAGGGAACCCUCAUUAUACUGCACAACUACGAUGAGCCUGGCAAGAUUGGAGGAGUAGGUAUGGUGCUCGGAAAGCACGGGAUUAACAUCAAGUUCAUGCAAGUGGCCAGUCUGGACCCCGAAGCUACUAAGGGAGCCGAUACCCCGCCUGACCCGAAAGGCAACGAGGCAUUGAUGAUUCUUGGUGUUCUCGGGCCGGUGAGUGGUGAAGUCUUGGAGGACUUGAAGAACUCCCCAGGAGUUCUUGAUGUUGGACUGGUUAAGCUGUGAUCAUGGUGCUGGCUGGUCGAACGAAGUGAGGAUAAGGUACCAUUCAACAUGCUCAGGGGUGGCAAUCGCGACCAUAGGAGUGACGGCUCAGAAGUAAACAAAAGACAAAAUAAACCUUGAUAUUAUGCGAUGA
Molecule: messenger RNA, 1948 nt
Organism: Fusarium oxysporum Fo47
Lineage: Eukaryota; Fungi; Ascomycota; Sordariomycetes; Hypocreales; Nectriaceae
Exons: 1
Coding region: 106-1815 (569 amino acids)
Biological process (GO): L-serine biosynthetic process
Molecular function (GO): phosphoglycerate dehydrogenase activity; NAD binding
Source: RefSeq, a predicted model, not a curated record